AUGUUCUCACGCUCAGUAUUCCGGAGCCUAGCCGCUGAAUUGCGGUUGUCUGCUCCGCCCUCUAUUUCGUCUGCAGCUCCCCUUCGGCAACGAGCUUGCUUGCACCAAACUGCCCUGCUCCGAACACAGCAACAAGAAACCGAGACUCAAUCCUCCUCAUCAAAGCCCGAGUCACCAUUGAGUGCCACUCCUCGUGCGCAAUCGGCCCAGACCGAGACUCAGAACGCACCCAAGGUGCCGUCCUUCGACCCAUUCUCCUCCUCUUCCGUCCCUCAUACGCGCGCCGAUGUCCCGAUUGCCAAACAACCAGUCGCACCGAGCUUCGAUUCUCCCCUCGAGGUCACCAACUCUCUUAUGUCGCGCCUCCCGCACCUGGUGGGCCAAUCACCACACUACAUUGUCGCAGAGUUGCACGCCCGGCCAUACCUUUUGACGGAGGGUGACCACGUUCGUCUUCCUUUCCUCAUGCCCAAGGUCAAGGCCGGCGACAUUCUCCGCUUUAAUCGUGCCACCGCUCUUGGAUCGCGCGAUCUCACAAUGAAGGGCUCGCCCCACCUUGACGAACGUCUGUUCGAGUGCCGGGUUCGCGUGACGGGUGUCGAGUCGGAGCCCAUGCGUAUCAAGGAGAAGACGAAGCGGAGACAGCGACACAUCAAGCAGGCCCGGAGCAAGCACCGCUACACGAUCAUGCGGGUGAUGGAAGUUCGGGUGAAGACCCCUGAGGAGUUGUUGGAGGAGGGCGCCGUUGUCAUUGAGGAGAGUGAGGAUACACCUCAAAUUGAGGCUCGGUCAUGA
Molecule: messenger RNA, 795 nt
Organism: Penicillium daleae
Lineage: Eukaryota; Fungi; Ascomycota; Eurotiomycetes; Eurotiales; Aspergillaceae
Product: mitochondrial 54S ribosomal protein bL21m
Exons: 1
Coding region: 1-795 (264 amino acids)
Cellular component (GO): mitochondrial large ribosomal subunit; ribosome
Molecular function (GO): structural constituent of ribosome
Source: RefSeq, a predicted model, not a curated record